Molecule: messenger RNA, 4779 nt
Organism: Xyrauchen texanus (razorback sucker)
Lineage: Eukaryota; Metazoa; Chordata; Actinopteri; Cypriniformes; Catostomidae
Product: bifunctional heparan sulfate N-deacetylase/N-sulfotransferase 2-like
Exons: 14
Coding region: 515-3196 (893 amino acids)
Cellular component (GO): Golgi apparatus
Molecular function (GO): deacetylase activity; heparan sulfate N-sulfotransferase activity
Source: RefSeq, a predicted model, not a curated record
UAGUGGCCGGCUGAUGAAGAUGGCGGAGCAGCGCGAGCGGUGCAGGAUGCGCUCACGCGAAAUCAGCUUUUAACUUCUUUCUGUGAUGUCCAAAUGAUUCGGAUUCGUGCGACCAUUCUGAAAAUGGACAUUUGAAAAAAAUGAACAGGUGGUUCUGCUUGAAGACUAUUCUCGCACCAUAUUUGUUCAAACAGAUGAAUGAAACACCAGAAAUUUUUCGACCAAAAGUGUACAGCUUGAAAGAACAUGAGCCCUCUCUUCAUAUGAUGGCUCCAGCUGCUUACUUCUAGGGCUAUUUUAUGGACAAAGGGAGUACCAUACAAAAACGGAGAAGUCAGAAAAGUGGCGACUCCGUCACAGGCUAUGGGGGUCAUGGUGACCUAGAGUUAAAGCUCGAUUCCUGGCAGGGAAAUUUCACUCCAGUCUAAUUCCUGACCUCCUUUUCCUCUACCCCUCUCCUAGAGUGAGGCUUGGCCCUCUCUUUGUCCCUGCUGCCCACCUGGCCCAGAUAGCCAUGGCUGGCGUGAGGAAGUUGGCUCGAGCUGUCCGGCAUCAAGGUCUCCACCGCUUGAUCCUAGCGCUCAUCCUCUUCUGCCUGCUCUCCAUGGCCUAUCUAGCUUACCACGUCAGUGCUGGACCCAAGAUCAAGGAGGCCCCUUUGCCUCUCCCAUUGGGGGAGUGUGUUGCUACAUCAUUAGUUGGUGGCGGGCAAAGGACUCCACUAUUCUUGCCAUCGCAAGUCAGCCAGAGGCGACACCAAGUAAGGACAGUUGACAACUCACGGACAGAGCCUGUGGUACUAAUAUUUGUCGAAAGCAUCUAUUCUCAACUCGGACAAGAGAUUGUUGCCAUUUUAGAGUCAAGCCGCUUUCAUUACCGGACUGAAAUCGCUCCAGGGAAGGGUGACAUGCCUCCUUUAGCUUGGCGAGGUCGUGGGCGAUACACGCUCAUUGUCUUCGAGAACUUACUCAAGUAUGUCAACUUGGACUCAUGGAACCGCCAGUUACUGGAUAAAUACUGCCAAGACUAUGGAGUGGGAAUCAUUGGCUUUUACCGUGCUAAUGAAAACUCACCAUCCAGUGCUCAGCUCAGAGGCUUCCCUUUAUUCUUGCGUUCCAACCUACCACUUUGGGAUUACAGAGUCAACCCUGCUGCCCCCCUGCUUUACAUCACCAAACCUAAUGAACUGGAACCUGGCCUUCUUCCUGCAGACAACUGGACCACCUUCCUGUCCAACCACAGCACCUAUGAGCUAGUUCUAUUAGCUAGCCCCAGACCAGCAGAACCCAAUCAGGUCCCAACACACUCCCACCAACAGAGGGCACUGCUGGCUACGGUUGUCCAGGACCUAGGGCUUCAUGAUGGGAUCCAACGGGUGUUCUUCGGUGGUAAUUUGUCUUUUUGGCUGCACAAGCUGUUGUUCGUGGAUGCUGUGGGUUAUUUAACUGGUAGGCGAUUGAGUCUGACAUUGGACAGAUUUUUGCUGGUGGACGUGGAUGAUAUAUUUGUUGGGAAGGAGGGGACACGCAUGAAAGUAGCAGAUGUGGAGGCACUGCUUCACACACAGAAUAAACUUCGUUCUCUGGUUCCCAAUUUUACCUUCAACCUGGGAUUCUCUGGCAAAUUUUUCCAUACAGGUACAGAUGAGGAAGACGAGGGUGAUGAUACUCUUCUCAGACACAGACAGGAGUUCUGGUGGUUUCCACACAUGUGGAGUCACAUGCAGCCUCAUCUCUUCCACAACGUCAGCGUGCUCGCAGAACAAAUGAGACUCAACAAGCAGUUUGCACAGGAGCACGGGAUCCCCUCAGACAUGGGCUAUGCUGUUGCCCCCCAUCACUCAGGUGUUUACCCUGUGCACAGUCAGCUUUAUGAGGCCUGGAAGAGUGUGUGGGGCAUCAAGGUGACCAGCACAGAAGAGUAUCCUCAUCUCAGGCCUGCCCGCUACCGCAGGGGCUUCGUACACAAUGCCAUACAGGUUCUCCCUCGGCAGACGUGUGGGCUUUUCACACACACAAUCUUCUAUAAAGAUUAUCCUGGAGGCCCUCAGGAGCUGGACAAAAGCAUUCGUGGAGGAGAGCUCUUUCUUACAGUGCUGCUCAAUCCGGUCAGUAUAUUCAUGACUCACCUGUCGAAUUAUGGCAAUGACCGACUGGGCUUGUACACCUUUGAGUCACUGGUGAGGUUUGUGCAGUGCUGGACUCACUUGCGCCUGCAGACUCUGCCGCCCGUCCGCCUCGCUCACAAAUACUUCCAGAUUUUCCCUGACGAGAGAGACCCCUUGUGGCAGAAUCCAUGUCAUGACAAGAGACACAAAGACAUUUGGUCCAAAGAAAAGACCUGUGACAGACUACCCAAGUUUCUAGUGAUUGGCCCUCAGAAGACAGGUACUACUGCACUGCACUCAUUUCUUUCCCUCCACCCUGCCAUUACCAGCAGCUUCCCCAGCACUGCCACCUUUGAGGAGGUGCAGUUCUUCAGCGGACCAAACUACCAGCGUGGCAUUGACUGGUAUAUGGAUUUUUUCCCUGUACCCUCUAAUGCGAGCACAGACUUCUUGUUUGAGAAGAGUGCAAACUACUUUGACACUGAGACUGUCCCAAAGAGAGCAGCUGCUCUGUUACCCAGAGCCAAAAUUAUCACCAUACUCAUCAGCCCCGCUGACCGGGCGUAUUCCUGGUACCAGCAUCAGAGGGCUCAUCAGGACCCUGUGGCACUCAACUACACCUUUCAUGAGGUGAUCUCGGCAGGUCCCUCCUCUCCUACUGCUCUGCUGUCUCUGCAUCAUCGCUGUCUGCAGCCUGGAGCUUACAGCAUCCAUGUGGAGCGCUGGUUACACCACUACCAGUCCAGUCAGCUGCUGAUGGUGGAUGGUGUGCAGCUGCGCUCCAGUCCUGCUCAGGUGAUGGAUGGCAUUCAGAAGUUCCUGGGAGUCACACCGUACUACAACUACACUCAAGCUCUCACGUUUGAUGAGAGUAAAGGUUUCUGGUGUCAGAGACUGGAGGCGGGUCGCACUCACUGUCUGGGAAAAAGCAAAGGAAGGAAAUAUCCAGACAUGAGCCAGGAGUCGAGGGCGUUUCUGUCAGAAUAUUACCGUGAGCAGAACGUGGAUUUACUCAGGCUGUUUAAACGUCUGGGGCAGCCUCUGCCCAUCUGGCUCAGAGAUGAACUGCACAAUGCUAGCUGGAGCUGAUGAGAACCUACACAAAGAGGAACCAUGCUAGAACCCUGCUCCACACAGGAAAACUCAGGAGGCCCGUGUGUGUCGGGAGCUGUAAGAGGGCAUCUAAUCCUCUCGCCUUCCAUUAUCCGCACGGGCUCCGAGAGAGCAGAUGGGCGGAUCACGCUGUCAGUCCACACAAAAUCAAGUUUCCAGAGUCAACCAUGUUAUGUGAGCUUGUAGUGGACUUUAAUGGAAUCAAGGAUAUAUGGAAAUGAGAGCUUCCUGAAAGGACAGCGCUCAAAAGACUUCCAGAGUGGUUUAAAACCAGCUGUGAACUGCCCUUUUUGAAAUGCAAAUGUGGUCUCUAGGAAAAGCGGGAAUUGCACAGAACCUGCAGGAGAUGAACAUUGUUCAUAUUUAUAUGAAAAGAUGGACCCAAGUGUUUUAAUUCUGCCAAGCAGAGAAGUAUUUAAAUAUGUGUCUCAUAAAUUUCAGCCAUCUUGCUGUCUUUUAUUUGUAAAAACAACUCUAUUUAUGUGAUUUUUGUAAAAAAGUUUAACAAAUAAUAUCUGUUGAGUCCUGGGAAAUUGAUUAUAUCCUUGCCAGACCAAACUUCACCUCUGCAGAAACAAAUGUUUUGGCCAAUAUGAAAAAUACUGUAUGCUGCAGACUUUUAUUGCCAAUGAGUGAAUGUGCAUUGUGUGUUUGUGUAGCAGUUGGGUAUAAAGUCUGUGAAUUCACAGUAAUGUGAUCUGAAGUAACGUCUGGUCUUUUUAACUAAACACACCUCGGCAAAUAAAGGAACAGAACUUUCGAUACAGCACUAGGGGACAGAGUACCGUAUCUCUUUUCCUGCAGCCUAGUUUAUCAGAUGGAAGGAAGAGUUGGAGCUGGAGAGAGAGUUUGAUUAAUCACCAAAUAUAGAAACAAGAGACUCGCCCUCCAUUUCAGAGCUCUAGGGCCCAGCCGGUCAACUGCAGGAAGUGAAACCCUUAAAUAAGACUUGCUCAGGUCCUCUGGGAGACACCACAGACAGUACACAGUGUGCUGGAGUGUACAGGAAAAGAAAAAAUUGUGAACUCCAAUCAGCAUCUGAUUGCAGACACACAGUUGAUGCAGCAAAUGAUUCUUGUAUUAUUAACUUCGCUGCCCUUCAAAGGCAAGACGCAGUAAUUACAACAAUGCAAACUGAAAAAAAUUGGCUUUAAUUUGCAUGGUUUGUCACAGGACAAAUCAUUAAGGUCAUUUACAGAUUAUUAAGUGUUAAGAGACUCAAUUCUAGUCAUAACUCAAUUUUGACCAAUACGUAUAGUUACUGCUCUUUACCUUUGCACAGCAGAAUAGUGGCUGAGUAAAACUUCCUUCAAAUGCCAAAGCAGUUCUUUACAGUUGAACACCAAUAAAAGUGACAUGCUCUUCAACAUUGUAUUAUCUUUACUGUGAAGGAUAAGUGUCCAUUUAUAAUAAGUUUUUUAUUAUGCCUGUUUAAAGCAGAGAAAGCCCAGGUUAUGUCAGUUUGAGGUCUGAUUUAAAGUACAUUAAAGAUGGACAUGUAUGGUACAUUUCGUGGCUGUUGGUCCAUUAUUAUAUGUAGCCAGGUCAUUAAAGUCAAA